AUGUCUUUGUUUUCACGUUCAAGUCAUCCAUUUGACUUUUUCUUGAACCAAAACGCAAGUCCAUUCUUAUUAUUGGAUCCUUUGGUUGAUGCUUCUCAAGCACACAAUAACAUCACUCCUGCUCGUCGUGGUGAACGUAGCUUGUUCCGUGAUGACUUUUUCAACGGUCCACGUUGCGAUUUACAUGCAACCGAAAAAGAAUUCGUUUUAGAAGCUGAAAUUCCGGGAAUUCCAAAAGAUCAAAUCAAACUUGAAGUUGAUGAAAAAGCUCGUAAGAUCACAAUUGCAGGUGAAGUGAAAACAUCUUACACUAAUCAACAACCCGAACAACAAGCUCAAGCCCAAGCUGGUACAGCCGCAUCCAACGAAGUGACAAAGACUGAAACCAAAAAAGAAGUCGCUCAAGCUCAACCACGCACUUUGAUCUCUGAACGCUCUUACGGUAAAAUUGAACGUAGCUGGGUCCUUCCAUCUACAGCUGAUUUGAGCAAAGUUACAGCAAAGAUCAAUGAUGGUAUCCUCAAAGUUACCAUCCCAUUCGUUCAAGAGCAAAAGGUCAAACCUCGUGCUGUUACCAUUGAAGACGCAGCCGAGUAA
Messenger RNA from Meira miltonrushii, 597 nucleotides. Its product is annotated as HSP20-like chaperone. The transcript has a single exon. The record is from RefSeq and is a predicted model, not a curated record. Lineage: Eukaryota; Fungi; Basidiomycota; Exobasidiomycetes; Exobasidiales; Brachybasidiaceae. Gene Ontology annotation, biological process: protein folding; response to salt stress; response to hydrogen peroxide. The coding region runs from base 1 to 597 and encodes 198 amino acids.